Messenger RNA from Anneissia japonica, 3796 nucleotides. RefSeq lists its product as uncharacterized. The transcript has 2 exons. The coding region runs from base 722 to 1795 and encodes 357 amino acids. Lineage: Eukaryota; Metazoa; Echinodermata; Crinoidea; Comatulida; Comatulidae. The record is from RefSeq and is a predicted model, not a curated record.
UUGUUCUUCGUUCAUCACUUGAUUGGAAGAUUAUAUACAGUUGAUUAUUUAAUACUGUAGUUGGAAAUACUUCUUCGUAAAAUCAUCUGUUUCUGUUUUAAAAAGAACUACCAUCGAACAUUUGUCAUAGCUAAAUCAAACAGUUGGAAUAAACACAAAAGAUUUUCGGAUAAUUUUAAUGUAAGCAUUUGAGUUUUUACGUGCAGACGUUGGAUAUUUGGUAACUUGAUGUUGGACUUACUAGUUUCAUCAUUUACUCCAUUGUGUGCGUUUUCCUUUCUUGGGGCAUUUAGAAUCCUGCAAGCAAGAUAGCCUGUCUUUUUCGUAUUUUUAAGUGGCUUCAUGAAUGUGUGCCCAACAUUCUGACCUUUUAGUUCUGUACGUUUUUAAUCCUUUCUGGUCAUGUCGCCUGCAGGAUUGCGAACUUUCUUGAAUUACAACACAGCAUGCUUGAACAUUAUGUCGUGAGUAUAUUACUAUAUUGAUCGCGUUACAAACGAGAAUGAAUCGUAUUUUAUUCAGUGAUAUUUUUUUUUAAAUACAGGAGCACUUUGCUUUGUUCAUCUCCUUAAUGGAAGAUAAUAAAUAGAGUAGAGAGUUAUUAUGUAAAUAAUUCUCGUAAAACCAUCUGUUUCUGUUUGCAAAAGAACUACAAUCGAACCUAUGUUUUAAUAGCAGAAAACAAACUGUUGGGAUAAACUCGGAUUAUUUUAUAUCGGCAAUGGGAUUUUUAUGUGAAGAUGUGGGAUAUUUGGUAGGUGAUGUUGGUCUUACUAGUUUCAUUAUUACUCCAUUGUGUGCGUUUUUCUUUCAUGGUGCAUGGUUAUUAUUUGACUUGUUGCUCUUACCAGUACAGUCUAACCUCAGUCUGAUGUUACAGAUAUUUGUUGCUCUGUUGUAUAUGGUCACAUGCAACUCUACUGCUGACCGCCUGGACCAAGUUGCCAAUAUUGAACAAUCAAAUAAAACCGUUGUUAUCACCAAACUAUACUACUAUGUGGCGGCCGUUGUUGUGGUUUGUAUUUGGCGAGGAAUUUGGGGCAUAUUAGAUUUAAAUAUAGAAACCUCUCUGGUUUUAAAACCAAUUGUAGGGCUUUUAAGUCUUGUUGUGUUAAUUGUGUCUCGAAAUGUUUCCAACUUGAUAUUUCCUCCGGGAAGAAUAUCUCAAGACAAGCAAACUGAACCAUUUCAUGUGUUCCAUUCCCGUCUCCAAUCACAAGCAUGUACAUGUAGGAAUACAUUUAAAUGUUUUAUGAUAUACGUUAUAGAUAUUAUCGUAUCGUAUGGAUUUAUAAACACAUCGUACGCUGCUGUUUGGUGGACUGCUUUUACUUGUGAAGAUGAACUUCUGUUUCCUGACAAUAUUAAACUAUCUGCAACAGUAUGUGUUAUUUAUGGUUAUGUGACGUAUUUAAUCCAGCUUCCAAUUAGAGCAAUGAUUAUGCGGGUUUCUUUUGAUCAGAUCGACAACUCUUUCUACUUGAAGUUAUUUCUUUAUCAGUUUCUAAAUAUAUCAUUUUCAUUUUCUACAAUGAAUAUAUGGAGAGGAAUUUUGAAUUUGAGUGAUGUCUACAUUUAUCCAGAAACUGUAUGGAAAAGAGCUGUCAUUCUACAUGUCCUCGGUUCCAUGGGCCUAGCUUUUCUUGGAGUAUCUCGGUCGAUGGCAGUAGUCAAGUUCGAAGACGAUGGAGAUGUGCAAUGUUUACAACGAAACAAAUUCUUACAGUUACAAAUGCGCCGUGAUGUUGUACAUCAGGAGGAAGAGACAUUCAGUUUGCUUAAUUUGGAAAAAUAAUAAAAUAACAGGCAGUACUGUAUUUGCCAACUCGGCCAUAAACCAACUCGGACUGGGAUCAGAUUAAUACGAACCAUACCUAACUGAGACCAAGCCAACUUGGAGUUGAACCAAACUAGCUCGAACCAAAAUCCAACUCAGAUCACCGUCAACUCCAAUAAGAUAAUAAAUAUAGUACAAAAGAAGAACACUUUAUAGCAGACAGUUGGAGUGGAAUAUAUUUUAGAAGGCGGACGUCAAUAACCUUGAUCUAUUAAUUCAAGCAAACGGCGAAUCGCACAAAUCUUUAGAGGUGGAAAUUUUAGUCAUCAUUGUCAGGUUGACAACAACUACAGUAUUAUAAUAAAUGCGCUCCGAUCUACAGUUUAUUUAAUAGUCCUGGUUGUUAAUUAAUUUGUUUAAAGGGCCAAAUUAUUGUUAUAAUUGAUCUUACGGGCCAAAGAUAAUCUCCGCCGAGUUCCUAUUUGAAAAUUUCUUUCUUUCUUUUUUUUUUGGCAAUUUCAAAUUAUAGUACUAGGCCUAUGCCAGCGGUUAUGACCUGUGACGUGUGGACAUGUCGUCAGUUUAACAGUCGUAAGUUAUCUUUUGUGGGUCGCUUUAUCAUUGUAAUUAAUCACAGUAUAAAAACCUAUCGUACGCUUCCAUUCUCGACAUAUUACUUUUCUGAAAAUACAAAACGUUUUCUGGAUUGACAGAGUAGACCUAUAUACGCAUAGGAAUAUCUAAAUGUAUUUUUGUAACUUUUUAUUACUCAUGUAAACUAAAGAAAGCUAUUAACGAAUCACAGUGAUCUGAACAAUACAUAGACGGAAAUUGGCGGCACAAAAGUCGGUGUAUAAUGUACUGUACAUGACUUUUUUUUAAAGAAGGCUAUUGACGAAAACCAGUGGACAAAACAAACAACAUAGAAAAAAAUGUUGCGGUACAGGGAGUCUGUAUGACUUGAACUUCGAAAAGUAUUUUUAUAAGCCAUGUUCUGGUUUAUUAACUGUCGAUUAUGCAAAAUCAAGUACUGUACCAAUUAUUGACGAUGUAUCUAGAAUAACCUCCAUUUAGUUGUGUUUACGUCAAUGAUUAACAAUGGGCUUCUACCACGGGUCUCUGGUAUCAAGACUCUGCAAUAUUACAAUCUUAAUAUGUCUAUGAUAAAGUUUUUUCUUUCUUAAUGGACUGAUAUAUCAAACUUGGUAGAGCUAAUAUUUAAAACAAAUCUUGAGAGGUUUUUGGUAGUUCUGGUUACGAGGUUUAAUUUUAGAUCUAUCGCUUGUACAGUCUUAAAUAUUGUAGUGUGUUUACAAACUAGGCCCGUAAGUCAUAUUCGAUGGAAGUUGUGUAUUUGCUAGCGAAGCGAGCCUAGAGUUGGUGCCUGGGCCGGUAAGGCCACUGGCAGGGUCCGAGAAAAAACCUCUGGUGAGGUCCGGGUGAAAAGCCUCCCAAAGUCCGACAUCGAAAAAGUAGGCUAGCAUUUUGUUUUGUUGCCUUAUUUAUUGAAUCUCUAAAACCUAUUAAUUGUGAAAACUUUAUAAAAUGUUAAUUCAUUUGUGUGUACGGAAUGCCAUCACUGCGUUCCUGAGCAUUAAAUAAGUCUUUCAAUGCCAAUGUAAUUUGUAACAGUAUACAUUUGGUGAAGUAUAAUUAAAUUACAGAUUUCUUUUAUUUCCAACGAGAUUUGUGAUGUUUACAACACAAGAAGUAGACUUACCUCAUGUUUAUAGACCCCAUUCAAUGUUUACAUUGCGACGGCUGAAACGCUGAAAACAUAUUUUUAACACAACAGAAAAAAAAGGUGACCAGUAUCCUAAUUUCCCGUGCAUGACCUAUACUGGAUGAAUCUUUUGCCUACCAGUGGAGUGCCCCGCUGGAGUCUAUUGAAAUACCAAAAAGAACAAUAUUAAUGAAAACAAAAUCUUCCAAAUAAAAUGCUCUGUAAAUAUAAUACAUCAUAUUUUACAUAACAAAAUAUUUUGAGUUUAAUAAAAAUGCACAUUUAGUGUUCACAAA